AUGUCCGCGCCCAAGGAGAAGGAUUUCAAAGUACCGGCUACAGGGAUCACAAGACCUGCUAAUGUUGUUCCGGCUCUGAGACUUCCCGGCACCAACACCAGGCCUAGCAUGUCGAAAAACGGACCCAGAGCCAGAGAAGGAUCAAGUUUUGGAAAGAGGAAGAACGGCAGACAGAAGGCUCUCAACAGACCGGACAUCCCCGAUCUCGAUUUUGAUAUGAGACUAGAGGAGCAACUAGUCUCAAAUAAAUAUAACGGAAGGAACCGGCGGGCUGUUGAUAUAAGUCAUUUGCUUGAAUUUUCAUCUCCAGCGCAUGCUGAAGAGGGGUUUAAUAGAGGUCUCUCUAGGAGGAAACCCAGGUCCAACAAUAGAGGUGCCACCAGUCUUCAUCUAACUGGCAUGAAAUACAUCAAUGUCAACUACAAGUUCGUGGUAGACUAUCGAGGAGACUACAGACAACAGCUUCUGGACCCAAACGUGCCCCUAGACAAAACAUACAUAUUGAGGGUGAUCGCCCCCAAAAAUGAUACCCAGUGUCCCAUCUGUCUGGAGGACGACCUUGUUGCCCCGAGAAUGGCCAAAUGCGGCCACAUAUUUUGUCUGACAUGUUUCAUCAGGUUAAUGGAGGCAGAAGAAACGAGAAAGGGCCACCAGAAUAAUGAUCCGAGGAGACAAAAGAAAAAGGAGUGCCCAUUGUGUGGAAUAGACAUCACCACGGUGGACGCUCUUCCUGUGUUGAUCAACGGAAUCGACGAGAGACUUGAAAAACCUGUUGUUGGAGAAGAUGUGCUAUUGCAGCUGGUUUAUCGUCCCGCCAGUAGGAUUCUACCUCUACCAGCGCAGUACAAGGAUGAGUAUAUGGGGAACAUUCCUUGGGUCAACGAGGACUCCACUCCUGAGACUUUCACAAAUGACAAUCCCUGUUCUCAAUAUGCGCGAAUAAUGAAAGCUGGUCUCCCUUUUGUGAAAAACAGCUUUUUGAAGGAGAUCACGGAUAUCCAGACUCAAUACGAGAAUGAUAAGGCAUUAUACAACAUAGAUGACAGUGCUGCAAAGUCCGCCAUUGACCAUAUCAACAUGACUCUGGACGUCAUGAACGAGUCCUUCCAUCGAACUGAACAGGAACGUGUACCUACCCCAUUGCAUAUGACAGAUCUCAACUUGAACCUUCAACAAUCUAAGGCGUCUGACCCAUCCACGAAGCUUUCAGAACUAGUGGACGGUGUUUCCAACAUCAGUCUUUCCGCAACAGCUAUUCCCGAUUUUGACGGUGGUUUUUACUUCUACCAGAGUGACUCGAACUCCAAGGUCAAGUUUUUUCUUUCGAGCCUUGACUUGAGAAUUAUUGUGUCACUUUUGGGCGAGGAUAGAGCACUGUGGCCGGCCGUCAUCAAGGCAAGACUCGAGAACAUCAACUACGAUUUUGGAGUGGUUGACUCUGAGCUGGUGCACAGAUUCAAAUAUUUGGGCCAUCUGCCUUUUGGAACCGAAGUAGCCUUCCUUGAACUUGACUGGUUCGAAGAACCCGAUAGUGCCCCAAAGUUGAAUGCAACAACCGAAAGAGCGAGACGCUCCUCCAAGAACAGAAGAAGCAUUCUUCCCCCAGAUGUGUUCAAAGAGUUCAGCAAAGCCCUUUUGGAGAGGUCAAAUAGAACACAUGCUCGCAGACAGAGAGAGGAUAAGGAUAAGAGAAAGUUUGAGAAGAGACUGGAGCUGGAAACCUUGGAAUUCUACUCGAAUGAAAACAACAUCCCAUUGACUGAUUAUGGAUACGAGCGUCCUCAUAAGCAAGUGAACGAGUUUGAUAGGACUUUAUCGGCAAUUGAGGAUGACGGUUCUGAUCACGAGCAUUCCUCUACUAAUGCGAGAGCACACACGUCUCAACGGGAGACCACUAAGACGAUUUGGGGAACGGAUAUAAUCAAACCUGUGGAUGACCCCAUUGAAGACGAUGAUGAAGAUGACUGGAACACCGAGCUUCUGAUCCAACAGGCGAAGGCCUCGACCACCGGCAAAAAGAGCAGGAAGAAGUUGACAGUGUUAUUCUCAUCAUCUAUGAGGUGA
Messenger RNA from Kuraishia capsulata CBS 1993, 2064 nucleotides. RefSeq lists its product as uncharacterized. Gene Ontology annotation, biological process: positive regulation of transcription by RNA polymerase II. The coding region runs from base 1 to 2064 and encodes 687 amino acids. NCBI's taxonomy places the organism in Eukaryota, Fungi, Ascomycota, Pichiomycetes, Pichiales, Pichiaceae. Gene Ontology annotation, molecular function: transcription cis-regulatory region binding. The transcript has a single exon. The record is from RefSeq and is a predicted model, not a curated record.